Messenger RNA from Acyrthosiphon pisum (pea aphid), 1373 nucleotides. Its product is annotated as venom protease. Gene Ontology annotation, biological process: proteolysis. Gene Ontology annotation, molecular function: serine-type endopeptidase activity. The coding region runs from base 177 to 1250 and encodes 357 amino acids. The record is from RefSeq and is a predicted model, not a curated record. NCBI's taxonomy places the organism in Eukaryota, Metazoa, Arthropoda, Insecta, Hemiptera, Aphididae. The transcript has 7 exons.
GUGACGACACACCAAUACAACAAAAUACUGAUAUCCAUUAUUCAGUAACUACUUACAGUGUUCUAAACGUUAACCUAACGUCGACUCUAAAUUCUAAUACUCUAUUUUCUUUUGUUAGACGAUAAUAGAUAUUAUAGUAUUUUAUUAAAAUAUUAAUUCUAAUAGUUUCAUGCGAAAUGAAGGGUAUAACAAACUUACAAUGUAUAUUUAUGCUGUUCAUUUUAUGCAUUGUGCGUUUGGGAUUUUGUGUACCGCAAAAUAAAGACGAUGUGACCAAUACCACUAGUAAUCCUACAGUUGAUCAAUCCAAAGGCAUUGAAAAAUAUUCGGCUGCUGAAAUGUGCAGCAAAUACUCGCAGUUGAUUUACAAAUAUAAAAAUGAUUCCACAUUAAUUGAUGAUGAGGAGGUAUUAAAUGAAGCUAAAGGUUGUUACAAUAACAAUUCAACCAUACUCAAAAGAUUAACCUCAAAUUUUGACGUCAAAAGGGCCGCACCGAGAGAAUUUCCUCACAUGGCGUUGUUGGGUUAUAGCAAGUAUCCCAGAGAUGAUACAUGGGCCUGUAGUGGGUCACUGAUCAGUAAUAGAUGGAUCCUGUCCACGGCGGGCUGUGAAAGACUGGGCAAUACAACGGUUGUGCAAUGGGCACGUCUGGGAGGUCUGAACUAUUCGUCGGAAACCGAUGAUGCCAGACCAACGGACUAUCAAAUCGAUCAACGUAUAGUGCACCCGGAUUUUCGAAAACCAUCAUUGUACAACGAUAUAGCGUUGUUCCAUUUGGACCAGGACGUGGAGUUUUCGUCGUACGUACGACCAAUGUGUCUUAACGCAGAUCCAAACUGGCAGUCAAGUGCCUCGCAGAUAGUGAUAUCAACUGGUUGGGGACCGAUCCUUGACGAUAAAUCAAUGAGUCUGGAUCUGCUAAAGGUUAGUUUGGACAUCAUCUCGGCGGACUUGUGCAAGAGCAAUUAUUAUGCGUCGAUUGCAGGGAGAAAACAGUUGAUGCACGGAAUAGUUGAAGACAGUAUGAUAUGCGCGGGAGAUGUGAGUGGCGAAAAAGACAUCUGUGGGGGCAUUGCUGGUAGUUCUCUUCAAGUUGUUCACGCCAAUCACGCGUGUAUGUACACUCAAGUAGGUGUCUUAUCGGCCGGUAAGGGGCAGUGCCCCAAGAAAGAUUCGCCUGAUAUUUACACGAGGGUGUCCAAGUUUUUGCCGUGGAUCGAACAAAUCGUUUGGCCCAAGUCUGGCUAAAUCAUCUUACACAUAUAACGGAUAAAUAAUAAACCUUUAACGUUGCAGCUUGUUAUCUUUAAGUAUACUAUUCCGAUUCUGUUUAUUUUUAUUUGACGCCGGGUCUGACUCGGUGUUUGUAAA